Messenger RNA from Dracunculus medinensis (Guinea worm), 1173 nucleotides. Lineage: Eukaryota; Metazoa; Nematoda; Chromadorea; Rhabditida; Dracunculidae. The record is from the annotation of a GenBank genome assembly.
AUGAAGAAAGGUCAGCAAAGUGGAAAAACAGGUCGCGCAGAUAGAACGCAAUAUCCUAUGUGGUCGGUUACGAGAUGUGAACGAACUGAAGUUCCACCGCUGCGAGACGGUGAUAAUACAACACAGCCAUAUAGAUCAAGAACCGUUACCACAACAGAAUGUGUACGAAUCGUUCAGAUCCCAAUCGAUAUUGGCGAAACAAAUUUCUCAGUUGAGCCUAUUCCAGACAAAACAGAACGGAAAAUAUCAUCAAAAACAAUAAUGCAUGGUGUGCCAGUUGUAAGUGGCUUAACUGCUGAAGGUGGAUUACUUUGCAACGGAAUACAAACCACCCCGGAAAUGACGGAAACAACCACGCUAAUUACAACAACUACAACCGCUUAUAACGUUUUGGAAAUAGACAAUGAAGCACCAGAUAUCAAAACACCUGAUUCUGCAAUAAUCCUAAACACUCCAUGUGAUCAGGAAUAUCAGGAAAGACAGAAACAGAACAAGCGUUAUGUUAUAAUUGAUAAAAAGCCUUCACCAACCAGUACAGGUCAAAUACCGGGUCAUGUCGUAAAAUUGAUCGAUAUAGUUAUGCCAGGCGAAACAGGAGGAGAAAAGCAAGAACAUCUCGAAAAAAUUACCAAGAUAUAUGAUGAAAACAAUGCAUGUGAAGGAACAAUUGCAUCUAUUAGCAAAACGUAUGAAAUCCAGAAUGAACCUAUCGAAAGAUACGUUCGCACAUAUCAUAACCGAUAUUUUCGUGAAGAAAAAGAAAAGGCAGAAACAUUGGAAAGGAGAAAAAUCGAACAACAAACGGUGUAUUCGAACCAUAACACUAACGAGGUACGAUUAUACGAUGAUCAGAUGUUGCCGGAGAGAAUAAGGCUGCCUCUCCAACAAUAUUUCGAAAAUAAUGUUUCUCACGGUUCAUUAACAAGAACAUCGCACUACACAAUAAACAAGAUACAACAAAAGAAGGAAUCAAAAAGAAAAAACACGAACAAAAAAGGAAUAAACGAAGCCGACAUAUUAACAGCAGCAAUACAAGGUCCAAAAAUCAUGGGAAAUAUGAAAUUCGGCGAUGCUCAUAUGGAUUAUCCGGUAUCAUCUGCGUAUGAGGGUCCAUUAGAUGAGACGGAUCGUAUUCGUGAUAUUGAAGGGGAACCACUCGAACAACAUGUUACA